UUCUUUCUCGGGUGGAUCUAACGCCGGAGACUAGCGGCAUGCCCUAGCCCGCGUCGCUCGGCCACUGCGGCGCCUUCUGCCGCUUUGCAGCGCCGGUCCCAAACGGGGCGAUGGAAAUGAAUAUGAAGAAGUUCACGGUGCGCAGGUUCUUCUCGGUGUAUCUCCGCAAGAAGUCUCGCUCGAAGAGCUCAAGUCUAAGUCGAUUCGAGGAAGAAGGCAUUGUGAAGGAGAUAGACAUCAGCCAUCAUGUGAAGGAAGGUUUUGAAAAAGCAGACCCUUCACAGUUUGAGCUGCUGAAAGUAUUAGGGCAAGGCUCCUAUGGAAAGGUAUUUCUAGUGAGAAAAAUCAAAGGAUCUGAUGCUGGGCAGCUCUAUGCAAUGAAGGUACUUAAGAAAGCAACUCUGAAAGUCCGAGAUCGUGUACGAUCAAAAAUGGAAAGAGACAUUUUGGCAGAAGUGAAUCACCCUUUCAUUGUAAAACUUCAUUACGCAUUUCAAACAGAAGGAAAGCUGUAUCUUAUACUAGAUUUCCUACGAGGAGGAGACCUUUUCACCAGACUUUCCAAAGAGGUAAUGUUUACAGAGGAAGAUGUUAAGUUCUACUUAGCUGAGCUGGCCUUGGCUUUAGAUCAUCUCCAUGGACUUGGUAUUAUUUACAGGGAUUUGAAGCCAGAAAACAUUCUUCUAGAUGAAGAAGGGCACAUUAAGAUUACAGAUUUUGGCCUGAGCAAGGAAGCCAUUGACCAUGACAAGAGAGCUUAUUCAUUCUGUGGGACAAUAGAGUACAUGGCUCCAGAGGUGGUCAACCGGCGAGGGCACACACAAAGUGCAGACUGGUGGUCCUUUGGUGUCUUAAUGUUUGAAAUGUUGACGGGGUCAUUACCAUUCCAGGGGAAAGAUAGAAAGGAGACAAUGGCUCUCAUUCUCAAAGCCAAGUUAGGAAUGCCACAGUUUUUGAGCAUAGAAGCUCAGAGUUUGCUGCGAGCCCUUUUCAAGAGAAAUCCAUCCAACCGAUUAGGUGCUGGCCUUGAUGGAGUUGAAGAAAUUAAACGGCAUCCCUUUUUUGCUACUAUAGACUGGAAUAAGCUGUACAGGAAAGAAAUCAAGCCACCUUUUAAACCUGCAGUGGGACGGCCAGAGGACACCUUUCAUUUUGACCCAGAAUUCACCUCAAGGACACCAACAGAUUCUCCAGGUGUCCCUCCAAGUGCCAACGCUCACCAUCUCUUCAGAGGAUUCAGCUUCGUUGCAUCCAACUUGGUGCAGGAGCCUGUACAGCAAGAGCUGCACAAAAUCACAGUUCACCCAAUUGUCCAGCAGUUACAUGGGAACAAUAUUCACUUUACAGAUGGAUACGAAAUCAAGGAGGACAUCGGCGUUGGCUCAUAUUCGGUGUGCAAGAGGUGUGUACACAAAGCCACAGAAGCAGAAUUUGCAGUGAAGAUAAUUGAUAAGAGCAAAAGGGACCCCUCUGAAGAAAUUGAGAUUCUUCUGAGAUAUGGACAGCACCCAAACAUUAUCACUCUCAAAGAUGUCUAUGAUGAUGGGAAAUAUGUCUACCUUGUGAUGGAGCUAAUGAGAGGAGGAGAACUUUUAGACCGAAUACUUCGACAGAAAUGCUUCUCAGAACGAGAAGCUAGUGCUGUUCUUUGUACCAUUACCAAGACGGUAGACUACUUGCAUUCCCAGGGAGUUGUUCACCGAGAUCUGAAGCCGAGUAAUAUUCUGUAUAUGGAUGAGUCAGGUAACCCAGACUCCAUCAGGAUCUGUGAUUUUGGAUUUGCUAAACAACUGAGAGCUGAGAAUGGUCUGCUAAUGACUCCGUGUUAUACAGCCAAUUUUGUAGCACCUGAGGUCCUGAAACGGCAAGGCUAUGAUGCAGCCUGUGAUAUCUGGAGUUUGGGGAUCCUGUUGUACACCAUGUUAGCAGGAUUCACUCCUUUUGCAAAUGGACCAGAUGAUACCCCAGAGGAGAUUCUGGCUAGAAUUGGCAGUGGAAAAUAUGCACUCACAGGAGGAAACUGGGAUUCAAUAUCCGAGGCUGCUAAGGAUAUUGUGUCAAAGAUGCUUCAUGUAGACCCUCACCAGCGCUUAACAGCAACUCUAGUUCUAAGGCAUCCAUGGAUAAUAAACAGGGAAUACCUAUCCCAGAAUCAGCUCAGCAGGCAGGAUGUUCACCUGGUCAAGGGUGCAAUGGCAGCCACCUACUUUGCUUUGAACCGAACACCUCAGGCACCAAGGCUGGAACCAGUAUUGUCCUCCAACCUGGCCCAGCGAAGGGGAAUGAAAAGACUGACCUCAACGAGGUUGUAGUGGUCCCAAAAAAUGCCUGGUUAAAAAAAGAGAAGACACGCACCGUACAUUGAUCAGAGAGGCUGAUCUAUACUGCUCAUUUCGCAGGACUCUGGACUAUUGGCACAUAAAUUGCUAGAAUUAGCAGAUUCAGCAUAAAGCAAAGUUAUCCUUUGCUUUCAAAUUAUUAUUUUUUCUUUUUACAUUACCGCCAAGUUCCUGAGUUAGCAAUUACUCAAAAAGGUGCCAAUUUUUCAAUUGCUGUAUUGCUUCUUAUUUAAGUAUAAACUGCUCAGAGACUGUUCUCUUCUCCUUUUCUCCAAAUGCUAUUUUUGGAAUCUUUUAGACGCUCUGUAAGACUACUUUUUGUAAGCACUUUUCAAUAGGGAAACAAAUAGUUUCAGUUUUAGAGAUCAAUUCUACCAGCAUAUGUGUCAUGGUGAAUUGUCAUGGCUAACAAUUGAUACAGCUACUCAUCAUCAGCUUCAGUGAGAUUCAACUGAAUACGAAGAGAGGUGUGAUGCCAUGAAAGAAAUGGGCUACUAAGAGCGGUGUUUAACGUGGAGAGAGAGAGAGA
This is a messenger RNA of Elgaria multicarinata webbii, 2868 nucleotides long. RefSeq names its product ribosomal protein S6 kinase A2 (gene RPS6KA2). Gene Ontology annotation, biological process: intracellular signal transduction; peptidyl-serine phosphorylation. The coding region runs from base 111 to 2312 and encodes 733 amino acids. NCBI's taxonomy places the organism in Eukaryota, Metazoa, Chordata, Lepidosauria, Squamata, Anguidae. The transcript is spliced from 21 exons. Gene Ontology annotation, molecular function: ribosomal protein S6 kinase activity; ATP binding; magnesium ion binding. The record is from RefSeq and is a predicted model, not a curated record.